UUUUGGGAGAGAGAUUUGUAUCAAGAGAGGGGGAAAUUGGGGGCGUUUGUGGUGGCGGUGGAGAAUUGGGGGAGACAGGGGCUUAAAUCUGGCAAAGCAACAGCAGGGAGGGGCUGGUGGAGGGGGGCUGAGGUGCAGGGGUGCGUCAAGGCAGGAGGCGGCCGGUGGUGACGACGAAGAGGAUUGCAGGCCGUGGCGACGCAGGCUGAGGCUCGCCAGCAUGGCCCUCUCAAUUUCCUGGCCCUCUGCCAUUCGCCUUCUCGUCCUUCUCCUUCUCCUCGCGGCCAUCACCACCGCCUGCGUUACGCUUCCAAUCGAGAAGAUUUUGAAGGACUUCUUGGUUUGGAUAAAGCAAAACCUUGGUCCUUGGGGUCCACUUGUUUUAGCCGUUGCAUACAUACCUCUUACAGUGUUAGCAGUUCCAGCUUCAAUACUUACUCUUGGAGGUGGCUACCUUUUUGGGUUGCCUAUAGGUUUUUUAGCAGACUCCAUUGGUGCCACUAUUGGUGCAACAGCAGCAUUCCUUCUUGGUAGAACAAUUGGAAAACCACUGGUUAUGUCAAAAUUGAAAGAUUAUCCACAGUUUCAGGCUGUAGCUAUAGCAAUUCAGAGAUCAGGCUUCAAGAUAGUAUUACUUCUCCGCCUUGUUCCCCUGCUUCCAUUCAAUAUGUUAAACUACCUUUUGUCCGUAACUCCUGUCAGUCUGGGUGAAUACAUGAUGGCUUCAUGGUUGGGAAUGAUGCCUAUAACAUUUGCAUUGGUAUAUGUUGGGACAACUUUGAAGGAUCUAUCUGAUGUGACACAUGGCUGGAGUGAAAUCUCAACAACACGUUGGGUGAUGCUUGUGUCUGGUCUUGUGCUCUCUGUGAUCCUGAUGAUAUGUGUUACUAAAGUAGCAAAGUCAUCCUUAGAGAAGGCCUUGAUGGAAAAUGAUGCAGCGGUGGAUGUCGUAGCUUCUUCCCAAUUGCCCAUUUCUGUUGACCCUUCGAUGGAUCUCCACCAGCCUCUGAUAAUCAAAAUCGACUCCUCAACUGAUGGUCAUGAAAAAUAAGAAAUUAGUAAUUGAUGUAAAUUCUCUCUCUCUCUCUCUCUCUCUUUCUCUGUCCCUCUUGGUUUUACAUGAAAUGGUACCAGAUUCAUUGAUUAAACAUGAAACUUCUCUUACUCUAGGCACCAUUGUUACCUGCGCAGCAUACAUGGUGUAUACAUGAAAAAAUUUCAAAUUUUCAAAUUUAUGAUGUGUAAAGAUGACUGUAAAUAAAGUAGCACGGAUUCCUUUUUUUGCUUU
Nymphaea colorata (pocket water lily) is the source of this 1288-nucleotide messenger RNA. RefSeq lists its product as uncharacterized. The record is from RefSeq and is a predicted model, not a curated record. Gene Ontology annotation, cellular component: membrane. Lineage: Eukaryota; Viridiplantae; Streptophyta; Magnoliopsida; Nymphaeales; Nymphaeaceae. Bases 221 to 1051 code for a protein of 276 amino acids. The transcript is spliced from 9 exons.